This is a messenger RNA of Seminavis robusta, 987 nucleotides long. The record is from the annotation of a GenBank genome assembly. NCBI's taxonomy places the organism in Eukaryota, Bacillariophyta, Bacillariophyceae, Naviculales, Naviculaceae.
AUGGUCUCCUCUCUGCUGAGUGCCCAGGCCUGGCGCUCCAAGUAUUGGACGCAGGCAGCAUACCAACGAGCCUUUUCGACCAAGCGAACGGCGGUAGUUGUUGGAGCCACGAGCGGAAUUGGAGAGGCAUGUUCUCAUCGAUUGGCCGAGCAGGGGUUUUGCGUUGUCGCCGUGGGACGUGAUCGACCAGGACGUGCCGAGCAAGUCGUUCAAGCGCUGCAAGAAAAGAGUUCGAAUGCAAUGGCAGAGCUGAAGGUUCAAGGCGAUAUUCCUCAGCACGAGUUUUUUGCCUGUGACGCUUUUUCUUUGAAGAAUGUCUACGAAACGGGGCAGCGCAUCCAAGAAAGGCAUCCCAAAAUUGAUGCCCUGGUCUUGUCUCAGGGCAUGGCCACCACUCAAGGUUUUACGCCGACAGCCGAAGGGAACGACGAGAAAAUGACGCUCCACUACUAUUCGCGAAUGUGUUUUAUACAGUCGCUGCUACCUGCACUACAAAAAAGUGACAUGCCGGCUGUAGUAGUCUCGGUUCUUUCUGGUGGCGUCCACAGUCCUUAUAAAGAUUACAAGACACAUCCUGGGUUGAAAUCCAACUACAGCAUGGCCAAUGCCGCCAAUGCGGCUGGUUACUACAACGAUUUGGGAUUGGAUCAAAUGGCACUGAAGUACACCCCUCUAAAAUUUGUUCAUGCCUGUCCGGGCUUUGUCAAUACCAAUUGGGGCAGCGAAUUCCAUCCAAUCUUGCGAGGAAUGGUGCGCCUGCUUCAGCCUUUCGGGCGCAAACCAGCGGAUUGUGCAGACUAUUUGAUGGGGUCCACCGUCUUGGCAGCCGAUGCGGGAGAUUUCCCUCCUUCAUCUGGCGUCGCGAUUGUGGGCCAAAAUGGCGAAAAAUUGGACGUUACAGCAGAGCAUACAGAAGAUGCUCGGACUCAUGUAUGGAAGCACAGUGUGGAAGUGUUAAAAGAGGCGGGUGUCCCAAUAGAGGAAUAA